GGGCUUCCGGGAGAGUCGCAAAUCACACCGGUCAACGUACACACACGGUCCACAGCAACGCGUAUUCCGUCGCCGCCGGCCUUUGAGCGCGCCACCCGCGUUUGCAGAUCGUCGACUUACAUCCGCGGAGUAGAUUCGGCGCAGCCUCCGGGGUCCCUGUGUUUUGCGCUCGACCGUCCCGACACGCACCAUGUACUGCACGUCCGUCGCUUACGCCGCGAUAGCGUUGAUCGCCGUCUCGACGGUUUUCAGCACAGUGAAAGCAGAGGGUGAGAAAAAUGACAUACGCUGUUAUGUGUGCAAUAGCCAUAAUGACACGGCUUGUGCACAGGAAAAACUUCCAGAUCAUUUUAAAACGGAAUGCUCAAAGUUAAAUAUAGGUGUUCCAGAAGAGAGUCGCAAAAAUUAUACCCUCUGCAGAAAAAUCAUUCAAACAAUCGAGCCGGAGGUCAACGGAUUGCCAUCGGAUAAAAAUCGGAUCAUCAGGACAUGUGGCUGGGACGUUUCAAAUUACAAUAAUAAAUGUUACCAUCGAUCCGGAUUUGGUGGUAAACAGGACGUGUGCACUUGCUUGACAGAUUAUUGUAAUUCAGCGCAAAAGACAUACAUAGCGUUUGCCACUGUAGUGGCAGCAACAUUCGCUAUCCUUAUUUUGUAAAAAUGAGAAUAUUACUCUCAAAUACAAGUCAAAUAUUUUUGAUUUAAUCACCAGUGCAAGUAUUUUUAAUACAUUUUGAGAAGUAUAUAUUUAUAUAUAUUUAUAUUAAACCAGCAUCUGGUAUCUUUAUGACAAAAAUAUACCUUGAAAAUAAAUAAUACUGUUUUUAUUAGUUGAAACUUUUGUAGCAUACAAUUAUAAGUUAACUAUGUCACUAUUUUUCUAUAAUAAAGUAUUUUAUAAAUGUA
This is a messenger RNA of Aphis gossypii (cotton aphid), 906 nucleotides long. RefSeq lists its product as uncharacterized. The record is from RefSeq and is a predicted model, not a curated record. Bases 191 to 658 code for a protein of 155 amino acids. NCBI's taxonomy places the organism in Eukaryota, Metazoa, Arthropoda, Insecta, Hemiptera, Aphididae. Gene Ontology annotation, biological process: positive regulation of voltage-gated potassium channel activity; regulation of synaptic transmission, cholinergic; sleep. The transcript has 3 exons.